Molecule: messenger RNA, 1114 nt
Organism: Branchiostoma floridae (Florida lancelet)
Lineage: Eukaryota; Metazoa; Chordata; Leptocardii; Amphioxiformes; Branchiostomatidae
Product: carbohydrate sulfotransferase 12-like
Exons: 3
Coding region: 243-689 (148 amino acids)
Biological process (GO): carbohydrate biosynthetic process
Cellular component (GO): membrane
Molecular function (GO): sulfotransferase activity
Source: RefSeq, a predicted model, not a curated record
ACAUUUGCUGGACCUUUGGGUCGGCAAUUUCUGGACUUAUGUGGAGCCUUGGAGGAGGUAUUUUUUUUCAAACAGGUGAAAACUAAAGCGCGCGCGGACGCCAUCCAUAAAAUUCAGUCGGUGUGGCCUUAUUGCGUCUAUCUUAAACUAGCUUUCCUUUCUCCUGCAGGCUGGCGUCAGCAUGGGAGGACAAAUUUUAUUACGCACCGUCGCGAUUUGGAUAUCGAAAACAAUACCACUCUAUGUUGGAAACACUUUCCUCAAACACCUCAAAGACACAGAUUGGACAUUCGGGGAUGCUACCCGAAGGCAGUGACAACAAGUCAUAUCCAAUAGUUCCGUUCCCUGCUUUCAUUAAAGCUGUUGGUACGAACAGAACAGACUGGCAAGAUCCGCACUGGCAGUUGAUCUCCGACCUAUGUGCCCCUUGCCAUAUCGACUAUGAUUUCAUCGUACACACGGAAACAAUAGCGCAGGACUACCCGCUUUUCUUUAGAAAGGCUGGAAUCGUCGGGAGGGAAGACCAACUCCCUGAAGUUCGACAGAGGAAAGGCGAUAGGCUGUUUUGGGACUUUUACAAACAAAUACCUAUAGAAGACUUGUGGCGGAUUAAGGAGAAGUUUGGGGCAGAUUAUGAGAUGUUUGGGUAUGACUUUAAUGAUGACAUCAGACGACUGUUCGGCCGUUAAGAAUGAUUUUACACUAUACAGACCGGGAGGAGGCUUUUGAGUAUUUUUUUAAUCCCGCGCCGGAUUUGCGUAGCAUAAUGCCUGACUAGCUUUUGCUAGAGGCUAGAGCCUCAAAAUGUACCCUAGCAAAAUCUACUCUGACAUUUUCAUUGGCAAAAAUGUAUUUUUUUAGUGUUGCCAUGGACUGCUAAUAUGCGUAUUUGACAAUAUUUACGGUUUCAGCAAUAUGCAUAAUAUGUAUUUCCCAUAUUGUUUUACAUGAAUUGUAUAAUAUGAAUUAUCAAAUUUAUAUAUUAUAACAUACGCAUGAAAAAAAAUGAAUUUGUGACGUCAUCAUUUGAAAUCUGAGAUUGCGGACCAUAUCACAAAAUAAAGUAAAGUCGACUUAUUAUCCCUUAAAUUUCGUUACUAUCUGGUACUUUUCC